AUGGUAGAACUAGGUCAAUCAGGGUUGAGGCCUUGUCAAAUUAAAAAGGUUGUAAAUGCAAUGAAAACUUCAUAUGAUGUCGAUGUUACCUCAAAGCAAUGUGCCGAUGUUUUAUCUGAGCAACGUAAACAAUAUAAAGGUAAAGAGUUUUAUGGGCUAAUCAAACAUUUCCAAGAUAAAGCAUUAGUUGAUAGUAACCAGUAUUUUGCCGUGGAUUUGUUUGAAGAUGGGUCUCCUAAAAAUGUUUUUUGGGCCGAUGGAAGAUCACGAGAGGCAUAUACUAAAUUUGGGGACGUCGUUGUGUUUGACGUCACAUACAUGACAAAUAAAUUUAAGAUGCCAUUUGCUCCGUUUGUUGGUGUGAAUCAUCAUGGCCAGUCUAUAUUGUUUGGUGGUGCAUUGCUAGAAAAUGAAAAAGAAGAAACUUUUCGAUGGCUAUUUGAGCAUUUUUUAAAUUGUAUGUUUAGAAAGUAUCCAGCGACAAUGAUAACAGACCAGGAUAAAGCUAUGGGUAAUGCAAUCAAGAAAUUGUUUCCAAACACUCACCAUCGUUUCUGUGCAUGGCACAUUAAGAAGCAUGAAUUGGAACAUCUGUGA
This is a messenger RNA of Lactuca saligna, 597 nucleotides long. The record is from the annotation of a GenBank genome assembly. Lineage: Eukaryota; Viridiplantae; Streptophyta; Magnoliopsida; Asterales; Asteraceae.